AUGUCUCCUGACCAGAAAGAGGACCAAAUCGAGCACAUCGACAUGGCGAACGUGGAUAAUAAGACCGAUCCUGAAUACCCGCCCAUCGAUGACGCUUGGAGGGCCAGAGAAAAACGGCUUGUUAGGAAGCUGGACAUGACACUCAUGCCUAUGGUCUGGGUUUUGUAUCUAUUCAACUACCUGGACCGAAACAAUAUCGCACAAGCAAAGUUAGAUUCAUUCGAGGAUGACCUCGGUCUCAAAGGAAAUCAGUUCAACAUUGCUGUUUCCAUUCUCAAUGUUGGAUACAUGCUUGGUCAGCUGCCCAGUAACAUGAUCCUCACUCGCGUCAGACCCUCACUCUUCAUGCCAUUUUGGAUCUGCGCCUGGUCCUGCAUCUCUGCAGCUACUGCCGCUACCCAUAACUUCGAGGGCCUCGUUGCGGUGCGGUUCUUCCUUGGAGUUUGCGAAGCACCUUUCUUCCCUGGCGCCUUCUAUCUACUCUCCUGCUGGUAUACGAAAAAGGAACUUGCUCUCCGUACAGCAGUCUUAUACUCUGGUCUUGUCUUGGCAACUGCCUUCUCCGGCUUGCUAGCUGCAGGUAUCUUUGCUGGUCUGUCCGGCGCCCGAGGUUUGAGUGGCUGGCGAUGGCUGUUCCUCCUCGAAGGCGUCGCUACUUUCGUCAUUGGUGUCCUGGCUAUCUUUAUCCUGCCAGACUUUCCCUCUUCCAAGUCCGGUUCGGCCACUUGGUUGCUCAGUGACGACGAGCGACAGUUGGCUGUGGAGAGAAUUGCUCGAGACCAGGUUUCCAACCAGGAGUCGAACAGGUCCAUAUGGCAUGGGCUGAGGACCGCAGCGAUGGAUUUUCGCGUUUGGGUCUUUGCUUUCAUUCUCUGCAGCAACCAUACUGCCUACGGCUUCAACAACUUCUAUCCUACUAUUGUCAAAGGCUUCGGCCUUGGCAGUCGCACAAUCACUCUCCUUUGUACAUGCCCUCCCUACUUUGUCGGGGCAAUCGUCUCCUUCGCUGUCGCUUACUCGAGCGAUGUCCGAGGUGAACGCGGCUGGCAUAUCAGUGUCCCGAUGGGAGUCGCCAUCGUUGGUUUCAUCAUCUCAGUCUCGGUCCUCAACCUUCCCGUUCGCUAUUUUGCAUCAUUCCUGUACAUCUCGGGAUGUUUUGCUGCCAAUGCGAUUGUUUACAGUUGGGCCGCAUCAUCUACGAGCCAGACGCCGGAAAAAAGAGCUUGUGCUACCGCGAUCAUCAACCUGACGGGCCAAUUCGGAAACAUCUGGAGCCCUUACUUCUUUUUACCCCACGAGUCGCCCAGGUAUACCACCGCCAUGAUACUUAUGAUUGCAUUUUCCGGGGCCAGUAUUGUUGGCUGCUGUCUUAUGAAAUGGGUUUUGCGUCGGGAUAACAAGAAGCUGGUUGAGAGUUGGACGGGAACUGGGGCCCCUAACUUGUACACCCUCUGA
Fusarium keratoplasticum is the source of this 1455-nucleotide messenger RNA. RefSeq names its product MFS domain-containing protein. Gene Ontology annotation, molecular function: transmembrane transporter activity. Gene Ontology annotation, cellular component: membrane. Gene Ontology annotation, biological process: transmembrane transport. Bases 1 to 1455 code for a protein of 484 amino acids. The transcript is spliced from 4 exons. Lineage: Eukaryota; Fungi; Ascomycota; Sordariomycetes; Hypocreales; Nectriaceae. The record is from RefSeq and is a predicted model, not a curated record.